Betta splendens (Siamese fighting fish) is the source of this 12081-nucleotide messenger RNA. Its product is annotated as zinc finger homeobox protein 3-like. Bases 785 to 9205 code for a protein of 2806 amino acids. NCBI's taxonomy places the organism in Eukaryota, Metazoa, Chordata, Actinopteri, Anabantiformes, Osphronemidae. Gene Ontology annotation, cellular component: nucleus. The transcript has 11 exons. Gene Ontology annotation, molecular function: DNA-binding transcription factor activity, RNA polymerase II-specific; RNA polymerase II cis-regulatory region sequence-specific DNA binding; zinc ion binding. Gene Ontology annotation, biological process: regulation of neuron differentiation; brain development; regulation of transcription by RNA polymerase II. The record is from RefSeq and is a predicted model, not a curated record.
AAUGAAUUAUCGUGAUAGUUUCGCAUCGUUUUUUAGCAUCACAUUAUUCCUCUUGAAGCUUUUUGUGUUAUUUUUAAAAAAUCAAUCUUAAAUUGUAUUUUCAAAUUAGUGCCUUUGUGCUUUUUACGUUUUUCUUUUGUCAGGGCGUCAGAAAUUUUGCAUUAUUAUCCAUAUAAAUUUAUUUUAUUGCAAAUAUCCAGUCGUAUUUCCAUAUUAUGAAUAAAUCUCCGCUUUUUGUCUGUAUUUCUUCGUACUUUUCAAUAUUUUCCUCUCCUCCGUGUCUUCUCUAUGCGUUCCCGUAGCCUCUCCUCCUCCCUCCUCCCUCCCUCUCUUUCUCUCUCUCUCGCGGAAUCCUAUUGAUCCAAACGGGCUAAUUAGCGGUGUCUGCGCAAUUACGCACAUGCGCAGUGGGCGUAAUCUCAGCCAUUUUUUGAAGGAAACUAAUUAGCAGGAAUAAAGAGCCAAGUGUUUUUCCCCCCACAGUGAUCAGAACUCAUUCUACCUCUGGAGCUCGCACAAACCCCUCCGUCCCCUAUCUUCUGUUUACUACAGCCUAUAUGUAGCUUUAAUUACACUGUUGUUUGGUAACAACUUGGACUCCGCUGCUCCCUCUUCCAUUUUUUCCUCCUGGCUCCGUAAGAAACGCAGAGGAUCAUUCAUAAGGAAUGAGUGGGUUCUCUACGCGAUUGUUUUCUGGACUACCGCACAUCCAGCGCGAGGAGCUUUGUACCGGAGCCGCUGCAGACAUGUGGGGUGGUGAUGCGUGGCAGCUGUAGCCUCUGGUAUGGACAGCAGUGAGGGAGGAGGAGGGGAUGGAGGGGGAGGAGAGGAGAGAGAUGUUGACCUCAGUCCCCAGGCUUUAUCUCUCCCUCUCCUGACCCAGGCGGUCAUCGCUGAGCAGGGGUCGUCCUCCCACACCUCAGCCAUGGCCCCUGCCAACGAGCCCCCGACCCGGCCUCGGCGGGAGGAGGGGGGUGCGGAGGGGUCCCGAGCUCGAGAACCGACCGAGGGAGGUGAGGGGAAGGAGGGAGGCGGACGUUCGCAGGAGAACGGAGUGUGCCCGCAGCAGGGGAGGAAAAAAGACUUUGGGGAGGGGUAUUUGUCAGGGCACAGGAAGGAGGACGGGGAAGUGCGUGUGGGUGUGGGGGCGGCGGCGUUGUCAGAUACAGGGGGCCUCUCAGCAGCCCUCAGCGGAGGAGGAGAGGAUGAGGAAGAGGAGAAGGCCAUCUCAAACCAAAGCCAAACCAAAUCCAAAUGUUCUUUAUUACCUCAACAGAGCCAGCACAGCUCUUCUUCCAGCACUGCGAAGGCCAGUGGCACACUCCACAGCAAAGUAGGCGCCUCUCCAAAGCCCUCCCACACACCGUCCACCUCCCCAAAGCCCUCCCCGUUUCUUUCUGCCUCUCCAAAGCACUUCAGUUGUCCAUCCUCCUCUUCUGCCCUGCCGAGCGAGACAGAGGUAAAAGACAUUAAGGCAGAUCAGGGCUGGAUUUCUGGGUUUCCUCAGAGCUUUAAAUCCCAGCAGCAUACUCUGGCUUUCCCACUGGCAGGCGCGGACGCUGCCACGGCGCCUGCUGAGGACGACGGGCCGGCAGGGGGUCCGAACUCCUCCAUUUCCAAUGGAGAUGGUGCCAAAGCUCCAGAACCAAAUGACAGCCAGCUAGAGGUAGAGGUGGACGAGGAGAGGGACAAAGACGACGAACACAGAGAAGAUGUCCUUAAAAACCUCAGCCAAGACCUCUCUCCCAAUUCGCUGACUAGUCACAUGACCAUAAUGCACUCACGCAAUUCCUGCAAGACCCUGAAAUGCCCCAAGUGUAACUGGCACUACAAGUCUCAGCACACGCUGCAGGUCCACAUGAAGGAGAAACACCCGGAGACAGGGGGCCAGUGCGUGUGCGGCGCCUCCGGGGGGAAGUGCGUGUGCGGCGGCGCGGCGCGCGGCGUGUGUGGAUUCUGCAGUUCGGGGAAACCGCACCCGCGCCUGGCCCGCGGCGAGACCUACGCCUGCGGCUACAAGCCCUACCGCUGUGAGGUGUGCGACUAUGCUACCUCGUCCAAGGGCAACCUCAGCAUCCACAUGCAGUCGGACAAGCACCUCAACAACGUCCAGAACGGGGGCCACGCCGGCGCCAACGGCCACGCCCCCAACGGCGGCGGCGACGAGCCGCCGUACAAGCUCCCGCUCCCGGCGCCGGCGCCCGCCGGCCCGCCGGCCAAGCAGGCCCCGCCCGCGCACCCCCACCCCCACCCGCACCCCCACCCCCACGGCAAGCGGUGGCGCUGUGACGUGUGCGACUACGAGACCAGCAUCGCCCGCAACCUGCGCAUACACACCACCAGCGAGAAGCACACGCACAACAUGCUGCGGCUGCAGCGGGGCUACUACCUGUCCCAGUGCAGGAGCCUCGCGCCACCGUUUAAGCACCUGCAGAGCGGCGGUGCAGAGCUCUCCCUGAACAUGCGGCUGACCGCCCAACAACUCGCCGAGCAGCCGGUCGCCCUCGGCUCCACGCUGACGCCCUCCCCGUCGCCCUCCCCGUCUCCCCCGCCGCCUCCCUCUCUGUCCCCCACUGGAAACCUCUCCCAGGGCGUGUUCCAGUGCCUCGUCUGCUCCUGCUUCUCAUCCGACAGCCUAGAGUUUGUAGAGCAGCACCUCAACGCCCCCCGCUCCCUGCCCCAGUCCGACUGGUGCUCCCUGGUCGCCGGCGGCUGCCACUGCCGGCUGUGCGGCUACACCACCCCGCUGAGGGCCAACUUCUCCUUGCACUGCCAGACGGACCGACACCGCACCAGGUACCUGCUCGCCGCUCACCUCCAGGAGGGGGGGGACAGGGGUCAGGAGGGAGCGGCCCUCAUCGCCAAGGGCAACCCCGUCCAGCUGAGGUGCAACCUGUGUGACUACGUGACCAGCAGUUUGGAGAAGCUACGGGGGCAUUCCCUCAGUUCGCAGCACGAGUCGGGCGUUCGCGUUUACAGAUUCCUGCAGCAGUAUGAUGGUGAGGUUGACGGAGGUUCGUGGCUGUUCCAUUGCCUCUUAUGCAACCACUCCUCCAACACCAAGACCCAAGUGCUGAAACACAGUCAAACGCCGACCCAUCAGCAGAGGGAAAGGCUGCUGCAGCUGCAGCCGCUGAGCGGGGAGGAGCUGGCCGCCAUAUUUACCAUCAGGAAAUGCCCCGACGGCGUCACAGGAGAGCUCAGCGAGGACGUGGAAGCUUCCAGAGACAACACCACUGCUCCUUUGGAAACAACCAAAGACACAAGUAACAUGAGGACAAAGGAGACGUCUGAGGAGACAGGUGAAGUUAAGGGAGAAGAAAGAGAAAAGAGGGAGCCGCUGUCCCCGAUCAAGCGUCCAUCUUCUGGAUGUGGGGAGGUGGAAAACAGCAUCGCAACCAAACGCCCCAAAAUACACCAGCAAAACGAGAACCAGCAGUCUGUCCAGUGCCCUUUGUGCCAGGUUCACCUCCCACACACACACCUUCGGCAGCACCUCACGCACGUGCACAGUGUGGCGCAGGACUGCGUGGACAAGCUCAUCAGCGCAGUCACGCCAUCCGUGGAACAACCACAGCCUGAUCUGGAACAAGAACUAAAGACCGAUAUGCGAGCAGAUGAUACUCAGAAAAAUAAAAACACCAAGAAUAACAAUGCAAAUUGUUCCCACACUGCUGAUUCCAUUACCUCGGAUUCACAGAAAAGCAAAGGCAUUUUAGUGGAGAACACGGAGAAAGAUGUUGCCGCACCCAAAGAUGUCACAGCUCUACUCACCCCACCCCUAGAAGACAACACUCACCCUUCCAAUGGCAGGCUGGCUCCUCACUCCCCAACUCAGAUUCCCCCCUCUUCACCACCCACCUCCCCAGCCAGCGAUCCCCCUCCUCUCUCUGAUCGCCAUGGUUACCGCUUUCGUUGCAGCAGGUGCAGCCUGGCGUUUCCCACUCAGGAGAAGCUCCAGCUGCACUGGCAGUAUCACGCCAUGAGGGCGGCGACAGAGUGCCCCCUCUGUUCCAGACAAUGCCGCAGUCAGGAGGCCCUGCAGAGACACAUGCAGAACACACACUCACAGCUGGACAACACACAGGGACAGAAUACACUCCUGCAGUCCCAUACUGCGCAAUACAUGGAGAAUAAUAAUAAGAGUUCAAUUCAGCAGGAAUUCAGUUUGUCACCUCAAGUUGGUCAAGAAGCGGGAGAAGGUGAAGAGGAUGACGAGAUUGAGGAAGAAGCACUAUGUAUGGAGGAAAAGGAGGAACAAAAGGAAGAGGUUAAAAUAAAAGAGAAGGACGUGUUUGGUGAAAUUAAGGGAAAGGAGGAAGAUGUAGUGGAGACAGAGAAACAGUUGCAUGAAGAGGUUGCAUCAGAAACUAGUUCCAACUCUGCUCUGAAAAAGAGCUCUAAUCCCACAAUGGAUCGCUUCCUUGAUCCAUCCCGGCCCUAUAAAUGUACCGUGUGUUCUGAAUCUUUCACCCAGAAAACCAUUCUUCUGGUCCACUAUAACUCUGUGUCCCACCUUCACAGAGCUAGACGAGCAGUGCAGGACUCUGGCACAGGUGUUGGCGCCCCCGAAGCUCCGUGUGGCAUCGAUUCUAGACCUUACCGCUGUCGACUGUGUGGAGUGGGUUAUAGCCAGAGCUCCACACUUGACAUACACCUUCGCUCUGUCCUUCAUCAGACUAGAGCUCGUGCAGCCCAGAACCCAGCGUCUAGUGGAACUGCUUCUGUAUCCGUCCCGACUUCUGUUACUCAAGCUGCUGUCACCAGCGAAGAAACAUCUAAUAGUUUACCUUAUACCAAGAGGGCAGAUGUAGCAAGCCCAUCAACGUCUUCACUAUUAGGCCCUGGAUUAGUGGCUGAAGCUCAACCAAUCCUCUCUAACUCAACUGAGAGCCAGCAGGCUAAAAAGAGAGUGGCAGAGCUUCUAGCAUCAAGAAACCAAUUAAUGCUAAUGCAACAACAGCAGUUAGUCCAGGCUCAGGCCCAGGCCCAGGCUCAGUUGCAACACACAGCUCUGCUUCAGUCUCAGAUGAUGCAACACAUUCCUUUAAGCCCAGAGAAUCUUAUCAAACAACACUUUUCCCUGGCACCAGAAAACUUGCUUUCUUUGCAGCAGCAGCUCCUCCUGCCUUUUUAUUUAUCAGGAGACCUGAAGCUUAACCCGGACUUGGCAGUUAAGAUUUCAGACCUUACUCAGAUAAUUUCUGCCAAUGGUGCCCCAAAAGAACAGGCCAAGGCAGAGCCUAAAAGUGAGUCCGCACCUCAAACAGAUGAGAAACAAAACAAGAGACACAGUUCUAAUUCAACAAUUAGCCAACCAAAGGAUCGUGUACAAUGUGAAGAGAAAGUUGAAACUGUCUGCAGUAGAUCUUCCAAAAACCAGAUGCAAAGAGAAUCCAGCAAUUCAAAUAUUGAUGAAGAACAAGAAAAGACCCUUGUUAAAAAUGUGAGUCCAAAAGAGUUGGAGUCGUCCUCCUCAGAUCUUCUAGGAUUACAGUGUCCACCUCCCAGAGUGCCAUAUGCUGCUGUGAACGGAGAGCCUCUUAGAGCCCUGCUACAGAGUUACGGCUACGAGUUGGCACUGCAGUAUAUACAAAAUAGACACAGACACCAGCAACAGAUAGCAACCAAAAUGAUUCCAGGCAAACAAGAGUACUCGGAUAUCAGCAAGACUGAGGUGCGCUUGGAAAAACAAGAUGAGUUAACCAAGUUACAGGAAAACCAGACAGAAACAUGUAACAACGAGCAAAAAAUAGAAGAUGAUGGAAAGAGAGCGAGCUUGCCAUCAGAGAAAACGCACAACAAUAAUGAGAAUUCACCAGGCAAGAAGAAAAGAUGCUGUGGAGGGAAAGAAAAAUGUAGACACUGUGGCAAGUUUUUUUCAGACGCCUUGGUUUUAAAAAGCCACCAGGAGUAUAGUCACAGGAGUCUGUUUCCCACUGCUGCACUGGAGAGGUUUUCCAAGAAAUACAGGCUGCAGUAUGACCAGAUGUACCCGCUCGCACAGCCGAAGUCUGGAGAGAAUCCAGAUGUUUGCCCUGAAUCUACACCCUCAGCCGUGGCCCCAUCGCCACCCUUAGAACCAGAGCUGGUGAAGCCUCAAGUUAGAACGUCUGCACCCUCUCCUGUGGUCUCAGUAACUAACACAGAUGCAGUAACUAAAACAAGUCCAACAGCUACAGAUGUAACACCAAAUGCCAAUGCGCCCUCUUCCCCUGUGUCUCCUUUGCAACCUCUGUUUCCACCAGAAGCACCGAUCUCAAGCCCACCUGCUACAGCUACUUCUCAAACCACAUCCCCUUCUAAGUCCAUUUCUCUUUCUUUACCUAACAUGCCUAUGCUCCCUUUGCCCUUGUCUCAGCUUCCUAUCCCGCCACUGCCUUUACCUAAGCUUCCUCUACCCACUCUCCCUUUUCCCAUGGACCUGCCUCUCCUUUCUCCAGUUGUAAUGCAGUCUGUGGCGCUGCAGACUCAACCUUGGUUAGACUCCAGCAUGAACCCAGAGCUGGCAAAACUCUACCAGUCUCAGCUCACCCCAGCACUUCUAGGACAAAAACCCCAGCUGAGUCCAGCUUUGUUAAGUCAGGCUCCUCAACUCACGCCUGCACUGCUGAGUCGCCCGUCCCAAUCUAGCCCUCUCCAAACAGGACAGCAGCCGCAAGUCAGCCCAACAAUAGUUGAACAGCAGCAAGGUAAGAGAACACGAACACGAAUUUCUGAGGAGCAGCUAGCUGUGCUGAAAAAACACUUUGAUAUUAACAGCCUCCCUAGUGAUGAAGAGAUCAACAAGAUAUCCAGUAUGUCUGGUCUGCCUCAUAAAGUCAUCAAACACUGGUUCCGAAACACUCUGUUUAAAGAGCGCCAGCGAGACAAGGACUCCCCCUACAAUUUUAGCAACCCUCCAACCACAGCCCUGGAGCAGUCCAGAGAGGAAGUGGUUCAAAACGAGACUCUGGCUCUUUCUCCCUGUUCACUGUCACCAAGUGUCACAGCCUCACCACCCCAAAUGACUCCAGAACUGCACAGAGGAGAGAUCCAUAGGGGCAGGCGCUCUUCUAGAACUCGCUUUACUGAGCAACAACUAGAGACCCUGCAAGGGGUGUUUGAGGCCACUCCUUACCCCAGAGAGGAAGAAUACGACAGGUUGUCAGCUCUGUUGUCACUUCCAAACAGGGUCAUUGUUGUUUGGUUCCAAAAUGCCAGACAGAGGGCACGCAAAAACCAAGAAAGAGGGUCAGAUGAUGGGUUUGAAGGGAGGAGCCAGACUGACAACAUCCAGAGACAAAAAGACAGUGGGUACAAGAAUGAGGACGAUGAUAAUAUCUGUGUAGAUGGAAGACAAGGUGACAGUCAGAAUGAAAACUCCAUGGAUUUUACAUAUGAGUAUUACACCCACCCCGACUCGCCUAUCCAUGAUGAUUCCACUCACAGCAUGGAAAAGGAGCAUCUGACUGCCAAAAAUGAACCAACAUCUGUUAGUAGGAAACUAGGAGAUAAAACUGUUUCUCCUCAGGCAAACAAGAGCCCAGCUCUAAAUCAAAUUCCCAAUGAAAUCUCAAACCCAGACAAACAGGUAAAAGAAGAUGGCCAGGUCAUGAAAACCAGGUCAUCUCCACAACCUGAGCCCAAGCUGGAACCAGAAAUUGACUCUGAAAAAUCUGAGCCUUGCUCAUCCUCCUCUUCUCAAAAAUUAUCCACUGUCCCAUCUAUGUCGAAAUCCAGCCAAGGGCAUACACACAACCCCCCAUUUGAUCAAGGUAUGGAAAAACCUGCUGAAACAUCAUCCCACCGUUCUUCUGCUCCAGAGUCUGAAACUAGCUCCACUCAGCUUCCUGAUUCUAAGUCUGGCCUAUCCAAUGAAACCCAGCCACAAAACCAAUUCCAAACCCAGACUCAGUUCCAGUGCAGCAUCUGUCCAGUGUCCUUGCCAUCAUUUCAGCUGUGGCAAGAGCAUCAGACCAGGCAUCUACUGGCAGCUCAGUCCCAGGUCCAACUCCUUCACUCUGGCUUCACAGACCGAACCAUGCCGUACAUGAUGCUCCACCCCAACCACACUAUGAUGGCCAGCCAAAUGCUUUCAGGCGCCAUGUCCCAGAUGCACCCCAAUUCCACACAUUCCAUGAUUUCCCACUUAAACAGCAUACAAAUGAAAAACGCACUGUCUGAUCUCCCCAGUAACUCCCUGACCAGCCUCUCUCAAAGUUCCCUGACACCCAUGAAGCAGAAUACAAAGCUUAUGUCAGAGACCGGUUUUGAAGGCCAAAGGGGCAGUAGGGAUGUUGAGGAGGAACAAAGAAGGGAUAAGCGUCAGAGAACCACCAUCACUCCAGAACAGCUUGAAGUGCUGUAUCAGCGCUACAGCUUGGACUCCAACCCCACCAGAGGAGUCCUCGAAAGCAUUGCGCGAGAUGUGGGCCUCACAAGACGUGUGGUUCAGGUCUGGUUUCAGAAUACACGAGCCAGAGAGAGAAAAGGUCAGUUCCGGUCAAUGGGGCCAGGAUCCAGUUUCAGCUUGGGUUUGAACCACCUGCGCUGCCCAUUCUGCAGGGCUCUUUUCAAGGUAAAGAGUGCUCUGGACGCCCAUAUGAGGUCACGCCACUGGGCAGAGGCUGAAAGAGCAGGAUACAGCUUAUCUAUGAAUAAUGGAGCCAGUGGGCAAAUGGGGAUUGGUAUGUCAUCUGUCAUGGAUAGACCAGGCCCAUCCAUCCCCUCCAACCUUCACCUAAACCCUGGCUUUGUCAUUAGCAACAAAGAGCUAACUAGGCCAACUGUGAACACUUCAACUACUGAUUUGAACAACCCAGACGAGGAUGAUGACUAUGAGGAAGAUGGAGAAGAGUACUCAUGUGAGGAGGCUUCCAGUAUGGGUGAUCAAGGGUCUCCAAGUCCUGAGGGAUCUGGGGGUCCAAGCUCAGAGUGGGGUGAAACUCUGCAGCCUCACCACCAUCAGCAGCAGCGCCAAAGGACACAGAUGACCCACUUCCAAGUUCUACAGCUCAGAGAUUUCUACAGGAGCCAUCGUACGCCCAACCGCCACGAGUGUGAGGCACUGGGCCAGGAGCUAGGGCUGCCUCACCGUGUGGUGCAGGUGUGGUUCCAGAACGCCAGAGCUAAGGAGAAGAGGGCCAGGAGUCUGAGCUCUGACUCUGCAGAGAGGGAGCAGGCUGAGCUGUCUGCUGGUGCAGGGGAGAGGGACCGAGCAUAGAGAGGCAGACUAAGGUCCAUUUGCUUCUUUCUGCAAGAAUCUCGCCCAAAAGAACACCCGCAUCUGCUUUUACCCUCUACACAUAUAUCCUGUCCACUUUUGCUGCCAAACCUGUUACCUGAAUGCCCCAAAGAUAGAGAGCCACAGUGGCCCAAAGAGAAACUCUCUCCAGAAAGUAUGGGAGAGCCCAAACCACGUCUUCUCUACCACAGCUUUCCUCUUACCAUUUUGUUCGUAAACUCUUCCGUGGUCUGUCCGUUCUUGUUGAAAAGAGCUCCUCUCCCUGUUCCGUCACAACCAAACAUCACCUUGAUACAAACCAACCAGAUGCCACAGAGGCCAAAGAGCAUUCUCCAAGUAUGUGACCUCACUGCCCAGCUAGACCUGCAGUCUACCUCUCAGUCUGCAUGACAGACUCACAGUGGGCCCUCCACCAGUGCUAGUUGACUAGCUGUGUAGCAUGUAGUCCCAGUCUGCGUAAGGCUGGAAAAGAAAUUGUCAAAGAGAUUUUAGUGUAAAUAGAAAGUUCCAAAAGAUAAACAUAAAAAAACAAAAACAAAGCUGUAAACACUGGUGAAGAAGAGGAAAAAAUGGAAUAAUAUCCUUGCUAUAAAUGGAGGUAUUCGCAUAGAGCUUUUGUAAAGACUGACUCAGAUUCCAAAGCUCGUAACCAAAAUUUUACAUGUCUGUGGAUUUCAUUUCAACAUGUUUGUGCUCAUAACAAACUGCAGAGCUGACGUCUGUAUGGCGAAGGGGUGAAACCUGCAGCUGGCAUAGGUAAGCGGAGAACCAAUAGACUGAUGCGGUGCUGGAAUGCAGCCUCACCCUGCACAAGCCAAUGAUGAGUCUUCUGUUGUACAUGUACACCUUCAAUGUUCCUUUAGUGGAUAACAGUCCAAAUAGCACAGAACGUAAAGGUCAGUUUGUCCUGGGAAGGGUCAAACUAUUUUUUUAUAGCACUCAACCAUUAUACUGUAUAUGAAAACUUUAACCAAACUCAAAUUUACAUUGUGGGUGUUUAGUAAUAGUUUCUUAAUAUAAAUCUUAUGGAUGGAGAUAAACUGUCUUGCUUCGAUAUAAAUGGUGUCAUGGUUAUGAAAAGAUUAUGACAGCUUUGAUAUGUUCAGGCAAGGGGACUUACUGCCUUUCUGUUCCAUUUAAAUAUACCAAUGGUUACCAAUGUUAUGUGAUUAAUGUAAAGCUUUGUGUGCUCAGGUCAACAGCUCAACAUGGCUCUGUUUCAAAUGUGAUCUUAAUAAUGCACGUUUCUGUUUCUGAAACAGAACAGGCGUGGUUUAACCUUUGGACUAGCUAUUAACAGAUGUGUACAACAACAUCUCUGUAUUUCAAAGAUCUGAGCUUUUCACCUCUGAGUAAUAGAUUGUUACGAAAAAAAAACCUUACUGACACUAAAGUGUUUAAUAGUGUGAGGGGUAAAUGUACAGUAUUUAGCUUUUGUAUGGUUGACUCAAGACUUCAUUGGAUGUUUGCUCCCUUCUCCACUUUCCACAAAAAGGGAGCUACUGCGCAAAGCUGAGAAAAACUUUGGAUGAUGUUGUUGAUGUUAUUUUUGUACACCUAAUUUAUUUCUCCCUCCCCGCCUACUUUUACUGUUUUCCUUUCUACCGUUCUUCCUGUGUUGAUUUUAAACCACUCCUUAUUCUAACUGUAAUAAUGAUAAUAUAACAAUAAUAGCUAAACAAUAAUUAAUGCUUUAAGACAAAAAUCCAAAGACGUGAUAAUACUUUAACCAUAUGACCUACAAAAAUAAGCGCUACUGUUUACUUGACGAUGUAUUGCUGUUUUUGAAGAAGGAAGGAGUCCCUAUAUCUAAGCUACUGUUUUCUGCCUCUCAUAAGCACACUGGCGACUGUAACCAAAACUCCAAACUAGAGCCAUGGCAGUCUGUAAUAUAGCGGUUAAAGAGUUUUACUUCUCUUGAGAAAUGUUACAGUUUAUUUUUCUUUUUUCUUUUUUUUUACCAUAGUGUUGAACUUCAGCCCUUAAGGAUGUCCAGUUUGCUGCUAAUGUACUGUAGUUUCUAAUGAUACUGUAGAAAGAUGCAUGCUCUGAUCGCUUUACCACUAGGCUUUAAUGACUACAAACUGUAAUGAUACCUGUGAUGCUGUUGAUAAACUGCUCCUCUGUUCUUCUGUUGAAAACAAAUGGAUACGUGGGGCUCAAGUCCAGCAAGUUUGUUUUUCAGUAUCAAAUAAAUGACCCCUGCUUAGCUGAUACGAAUGGCUUUCAUAAUACCAGAAGUACUUUCCGUUUCAUAGAAACCUACAUAGGGCAGGAACUUCUCCACACGUGCGUAGAUACUGCAUAGCUAUUUGAAGGAGUUCAUCCCCAGACCUUAAGCUGGUGUUGUGUCGGUCUUCCUGUGUUGCAAUGUGUCUGUUCCAUUUGUCCAGAGAAAACUGACAUCACAGCCAACUUCCCAAAGGAUAUGGACUGACUGAACACUGUCAUGUUUUGUUCCUAAACUAACCAAUGUUUACGACAAUACCAAUGAGCUUUCUUCUGUCCAAAUACCACAAAGGCAGUUUUUUUGUAUACCGAUUAUUUAAAUCUUUAAUUUCUCUCGUAUUCUCUUGAUCUUAGUGACUGUAAGAUGUACAUAUUGGGGUCCUCUAUGGUGAAGGGACUCUGUUAUCCCUAAUGUAGGUAAAGGUAUUCUUUUCAUUUUUUUUCUGGAUAUGUUGUUGCCAUAGUGAUGACCAAAAAGAUACCUGUGAUGUGCACCUGUCCUUAUGUCCUGCUCCAGUGGUUUAGUGUGUCUCUAUACUCUCCCUUCCCCGCUUCUCCCCUACUGAUGUGUGUUUCUCUCCCUCCCCCCUUACUCCACUGAGCUAAAUAAAGUCUGCUUUGGUGCA